Molecule: messenger RNA, 1026 nt
Organism: Bipolaris oryzae ATCC 44560
Lineage: Eukaryota; Fungi; Ascomycota; Dothideomycetes; Pleosporales; Pleosporaceae
Exons: 5
Coding region: 1-1026 (341 amino acids)
Cellular component (GO): cytoplasm
Molecular function (GO): 2-oxoglutarate-dependent dioxygenase activity
Source: RefSeq, a predicted model, not a curated record
AUGCCCUCCUCGCCUUUAUACCCUUCCUACCUUCCCACCCGUCCCGAAGGCUUUACUCCAACCAUCAAUGUUCCACCCUUUGAAGCUACAGAACCUGGUCUCAGAGCUGAUCCUUCGAAACCAAAUUUGAACGAGAGUGGGGCACAGUUCACUAAUAUCACUCCACGAAUUGGGACCGAAGUCCGAGGUGUUCAGAUUAGUGCGUUGACAGGAGAAGGAUUAGAUGAAGUCGCAUUGUUGACUGCUGAGAGGGGAGUUUUAGUAUUUAGGGAUCAAGAUUUUGCAGAUCUUGGGUUCGAUCGACAACGGGAGAUUGUGAGACACUAUGGUCCUCUCCAUGAGCACCCUACUAUGGGAUACCCCAAGAGUACAGGGCCAGAGUUUCACGUCGUUUAUGCCGAUGAAAACGUGCAAGUCCACUACUUUUUUCUCCACGUUUUUAAUCUCCGCACCCUCCUUGGGCCCCGCACAUCCUUCGAUCUCUGGCAUAUCGACCAAACAUUCACCCCCAACACCCCCAGCACAACCUUCUUCUGGGUCCUUGAAUCGCCCGCCUCGGGGGGCGGUGAUACUGCCUUCACCUCAUUGACUCACGCUUACUCGGCGCUCUCCCCCACCUUCCGCUCGCUCCUACAUUCUUUGAGUUUACAGCACACGUCUGCAUCUAUCGGCGAAGUCGCGCGUGUAGGUACCGAGCGUGCCCUUCGUGAAGCCGUAAACACCACUCAUCCACUUGUCAUUCAACACCCUGUGACCAAGGAACCGGCAUUGUUUGUCAACCCGACAAUCGCGCGCAAGAUUGAGGGCAUGCUACCAGAGGAGAGUGAGAAUCUGUUGGCAUUCUUGCAUGCACAUAUCAAAAGCAUGGACUUCAGUUGUCGGAUAAAGUGGGAGAAGGGAUCAGUCGUGGUUUGGGAUCAGAGAGGUGUGGCACAUAGUGCCGUGCCGGACUUUAAAGAGGGGGAAAGGAGACAUAUGGUCAGGAUGAUUCCUUAUGGAAGUAUACCGAAAAUGUACAGCAAAUAG